UGGACAGGGAGGAGCCAAACAAGGGGGACGAUCAAUUUAACGCGAGGGGGUGGCUGAAAUUUCACCCUGGUUUCAAUAGAUUCUGUGGCCAAAAUAGAGAAAUUCGCCUGCCUGCCUUGGCUUCGACUGACACUGGUUACAUUUCAUCACCUCGUCUACGAAGGGAGGCCAGGUCAGGAUGAACGGUGACUCAGGUGCCGGUGUGGUGACUGCCCACCCUCCUGCCACUGCCCCUCACAAGGAGCGCUACUUCGACCGGGUGGUGGACGAAAGCAGCCCCGAGUACCAGCGCGAGAGGAAUAUGGCGCCCGCCCUGCGCCAGGACUUCAACAUGAUGGAGCAGAAGAAGCGGGUCUCCAUGAUACUGCAGAGCCCGUUGUUCUGCGAUGAGCUAGAGUCCAUGAUCCAAGAUCAGCUGAAGAAGGGCAAGACGCCCACCAGCCUGCUGGCGCUGCAACAGAUUGCUGACUUCAUGACUACCAGCAUGCCCUCCAUGUAUCCCGCCGUGCCCCAGGGGGGUAUGGCAGCGCUCAACAUGAGUUUGGGUAUGGUGACUCCGGUGAACGAUUUGCGCGGCUCGGAUUCCAUCUCGUAUGACAAAGGCGAGAAGCUUCUCAGAUGCAAGCUGGCGGCCUUCUACCGGCUCAGCGACCUGUUUGGCUGGUCGCAACUCAUCUAUAACCAUCUCACAGUAAGGGUGAGCUCAGACCAAGAGCGUUUCCUUAUUGUCCCUUUGGGGCUCCUGUAUAGCGAAGUCACCGCAUCCAGCCUGGUGAAGCUUGACCUCUCGGGUGAGAUUGUGGAUCGGGGAAGCACCAAUCUUGGUGUCAACAGGGCCGGCUUCAAUCUGCACGCCGGCAUCUAUGCCACGCGGCCAGAUGUCAAGUGCAUUGUCCAUAUACACACGGCUGCAGGUGCAGCGGUGUCUGCUAUGAAAUGCGGCCUGCUACCCAUUUCCCCUGAGGCUCUUGCCCUCGGCGAGGUGGCCUACCACGACUACCAAGGUAUACUGGUGGAUGAUGAGGAAUGCGGCAUCAUCCAAAAGAACUUGGGCAAAAACGCCAAGGUACUCAUUUUGAGGAACCAUGGCUUGGUGUCUGUGGGCGAAACUGUGGAGGAAGCAUUCUAUUACAUCCACAACCUGGUCAAUGCCUGUGAGAUUCAGGUGCGAACGCUGGCCAGCGCUGGAGGCCCAGAUAACCUGGUGUUGCUUGACCCGGGCAAGUACAAGUCCCGUCCUCGCGUUCCCGAGCCUGCCGGCGACGGGUCCUCUGCCCAGCUCAAGUGGCUUGUCGGGGAGCAAGAGUUUGAGGCGCUCAUGCGAAUGCUCGACAACCUGGGCUAUAGGACCGGCUAUCCUUACCGCUGUCCAGCACUGCGAGACAAAGGUAAAAAGUACAGUGAUGUGGAGAACGCUCACUCUGCCGGUUACUCUUACGGCGAGGACAGCGAUUCGGGUGCUCGCUCCCCAAUGAAACACAGCUUCCAGCGCGGCCAGCGCGACAAGACCCGCUGGCUCAAUGCUGGCGGUCGGCCCGAUGAGCCCGGCGAGGACGGGCCCGAUGGCGGCAGCCCCAAGUCGAAGCCUAAGGUGUGGACGAACAUAACACAUGAUCACGUCAAACCCUUGCUGCAGUCUCUCUCGUCCGGUGUCUGCGUGCCAAGCUGUAUAACCAACUGCUUGUGGACUAAAGAAGACGGUUUGCGACAGGCCGCCGUGGCCAAUCAGUUCAUCCCGAUGAACACCAAUCCCAAAGAAGUGCAGGAAAUGAGGAAUAAGAUCCGUGAGCAGAAUCUGCAGGACAUUAAGACUGCGGGACCUCAGUCUCAGGUUCUGUGCGCUGGCUCGGUGGUGGAGCGCAACUUUCAGCAGGGGGAGCUGGUGACCGCAUCCAAGGCAAUCAUCGAGAAGGAGUACCAGCCCAAGGUGAUCGUAAGCAAGCAGGGGCCAAACCCGUUCAACAAGCUCACCGACCAAGAGCUGGACGAGUAUCGCCGGGAAGUAGAGCUGAAGCAAAAAGGACCCGAAGUGCAGGAACAAGGUGAUGUUAAGGCCGCACUCUCCUCUGAGCUGGAAAGGGUAGCGACGGUUCAAGCACCCGAAUCCACUCCUGUGCCCUCUGCAACCGGCACAGGAACAGCAUCCGGGCAGGGCCCCUCGACCCUCGGCCUCACCGAUGCGGUCAAACCGGACUCCCCCCAUGAGGAGUUCCACUGCGCUGUGCUGCGAGCCCUCAGCAAGGAGCCGCUGGAGGUGAAUCAGGCUGAAGGUAUAUUAGAGCAACUAGCGGAACCUGAGGAAGAGGAGGAGGCCAAAGAGCCAAAGGCCACUUGUACGCCGCCCAGCACUCCAGUUAGAGCAGAGGAAGAGACCUUGCCGGAGUCUAUGUUUAAGGACGACAGCGACGCCGCCACCCUGAGACAGACCCUGCCCGACUUAACCCCUGACUCCGACGCACCGGCACUUCCUGUCGAGGACUCCGACGGCUUCCCCGCCUCUGCCGGUGCAGAACUCGUUGAUGACGGCGAGGAACCCGCCGUGGCUGACGCAGAAGGCGACGACUCACCCAGCAAGUCCCCCUCCAAAAAGAAAAAGAAAUUCCGCACUCCUUCCUUCCUGAAGAAGAACAAAAAGAAGCCAGAGUCCUAAAUACAACCUUCCUCAUGCUUUUAUCACCUUUGUUUUAACACCACUCCUAGCUAUCUUUUUAACCUUUAAUCUUCGUUGAGCACGUGCCAAUUUUGUAUAGUGUAAAAAAAAAAAAAAAAAAAAAAAUUAAAAUAAAAUUUAAAAAUGUCAUUAUUUACCGUAUGAUGCACCGUCUUUGUCCACUCUGCUGGCUUUUUUUUUUUUUUUUUUUUUUUUUAAAUGCAUUUUUAAUAAGAAGCACCCAGUGGAAGCAAAGUGAAAUAUUGUAACCAGAAGAAUGUAUUGGGAUUGUAUAACAAUAUGAAGUGUCUUUUAAGAACAAAAUCAAGUGAAUUCAGAAAGAAUUCGUGUCAAUGUUAAAAUCGCAAAAAGUGACUAAUUUAGCGGCCGUGGCUAACGUAUACGAGCUAAUUAACAAUGUGUCAGCUAUGGGCCCAAUUCCAAUGGUUGCUUUGCUAUGAAAGAAUGUGUACAAAGACAAACAUUGAUUUUUUUUUUUUUUUUUUUUUUUUGUCAACUUUCUGAAUAUUACAUCUUAUUUUGUCGCACGAUGUAGAAGAUCCAUAGUUAGCUUGCUGUGAGAGAGCACUGUGAAUCUUACAUUUUUGUUUGUUUGUUUUGUUUUGGUCUUUAACUACACUCAGCAAACUAUUUUAUGUUUUUGCUUUAUAGGUCAUGUAUGUGCUGUUAAAAAAAAAAAAAGACUCCCGCUUUAAAGAUAUCGUACUGACUCCUGACAGUUUGCUUCCCUGCGCAUUUCCACGCGAGUUAUUAGCAUUGUUAGCAUUUGCUUCAUUAAAAUUAAUUGCUGUAUGUAAUUGAAGCUUUUGAUUACAAGGACAUAAGUCAGACGUUCCCUCUUUGCCAUAACAGCUAAACUUCUGGUGUACUAAAACCCGUCUGGAUGGAUUUGUUUUUAAGGUUAUACCAUACAAAUACCAGUAAAUGUGUUCAUUGGCUUUUUAAUAAAGCUACACUAAAGUAAAA
Molecule: messenger RNA, 3637 nt
Organism: Phycodurus eques (leafy seadragon)
Lineage: Eukaryota; Metazoa; Chordata; Actinopteri; Syngnathiformes; Syngnathidae
Gene: add1
Product: adducin 1 (alpha)
Exons: 16
Coding region: 179-2650 (823 amino acids)
Biological process (GO): positive regulation of establishment of endothelial barrier; barbed-end actin filament capping; positive regulation of adherens junction organization
Cellular component (GO): adherens junction; cytoskeleton; plasma membrane
Molecular function (GO): actin filament binding
Source: RefSeq, a predicted model, not a curated record